AGAAAUCUUACAUAGCCAGCUCACAUAGCUCACACAGCUUUCAUAGUUCACAUAGCUUUCAUAGCUCACAUAGCUUUCAUAGCUUUCAUUUUUAAUAUAGCUUUCAUUGUUAACAUAGCUUUCAUCGUAAAACUAUAUCUCACAUAGUUUACAAUAGCUCACAUGACAUGCACUUACAUAACCCAUUUUUCACAGCUCCCAUAUCUUUUAUAGCUCCUGUAGCUUUCAUAGCUCACAUAACUUUCAUAGCUCAUGUAACUUUCAUAGCUCACAUAGCUUUCAACGUUAACCCAAAGCUUACACAGUUUACAAUAGCUCACAUAACAUGCACUUACAUAACCCAUUUUUCAUAGCUCACAUAUCUUUUAUAGCUCCCGUAGCUUUCAUAACUCACAUAGCUUUCAUUGUUUACAUAGCUUUCAUCGUUAAACCAUAGCCCAUAUAUCUUUCAUAGCUCCCGUAGCUUUCAUAACUCACAUAGCUUUCAUUGGUCAUGUAACUUUUAUGGCUCAUAUUGCUCACAUAGCUUUCAUAGUUAAACCAUAGCUCACAUAACUCACAUAAUUUACAAUAGCUCACAUAACGCUUACAUAUUACCCAUUUUUUAGAUGACAAUAGGAGAGCUAAGGGCAUUGCCAGUAGGGCGGGAACAUAUUGGAGAGCUUAGAUAUCUCCCUGUGGGCGUGGCACCAACUAGAGGCCCUGGUAGGGGGAGGGGGAGAGAUGUUACCGCGAGCAUCGCGAGGAUUGGUAUAAAACUCCCCCAGGUUGAACAGAUACAAGAAACAAGGGUUGUUUCUGUGCCGAAGGAAGAACUAGAAUCCCUGAAACCAAUCUUCUCUGAAAACCCCUGGGUUAAAAAUGAUUAUAAACGAAAUCAGCUGAUUGAAAAGUUGAGAAUCUUUAAAUCAGGAACAGAUGAAGAAACUGAUAGUGCACCGGAAGUAGACCCUGAUGCGCCGGAGGUUGACCGGAACUCAGUAAAGCGUACUCAGCUCCGCAGAGAGUUGGACGAGGUUCUACGUGGAAUACGAGAGAUGGGGGGUGUAGGCGCAAUCUGCCGAGAACGUGAAGGAGGGGGGGAAUCAGGAGAAGGCGAGGUGGAGAGAAGGAAGGAGUUAAGGAGACAGGAGAAAUUAUGGAUGAUACCGAAACCAAAAGUUGAGGAUCGUGGACCAGUUGAGCGUGCAUUUGAAGACCUUCUUAAAGAAAAUGAAGAUAGAGAUGAAUAUAAGAAUAAUGAAGAGGAUGAGGAUGAGAUCAUCAGACAAGUUCUUGAAACUGAAGAAGAACAAAUUAUUAGUAUAACACCCAUGUAGUCUAACCUGCAUCUAAAACAGUUAGAGAACAUCAAUUAAGUUAAUAUUUUGUAUAUUCUAUGCAAUAUUUUUUUAGGCUAAUAGGGUAAAAUUUUAUGAAAAUUUGGAGC
Molecule: messenger RNA, 1429 nt
Organism: Eurytemora carolleeae
Lineage: Eukaryota; Metazoa; Arthropoda; Copepoda; Calanoida; Temoridae
Exons: 7
Coding region: 609-1319 (236 amino acids)
Source: RefSeq, a predicted model, not a curated record